This is a messenger RNA of Phialemonium atrogriseum, 773 nucleotides long. RefSeq lists its product as uncharacterized. The transcript is spliced from 2 exons. Lineage: Eukaryota; Fungi; Ascomycota; Sordariomycetes; Cephalothecales; Cephalothecaceae. Bases 346 to 633 code for a protein of 95 amino acids. The record is from RefSeq and is a predicted model, not a curated record.
CCUGCUAUAAGGCUAUAUACUAGGACAAAUAAGCAGCCAGAAAGUCUCGGUGGCUGUCGGACAAUUUUUUUCUUUUGUUGUACGCCAUCGGACGUUGAUCUUCGUCUUGCACCACUAAUGUUGUACGUCUCUGCACUUGGCUCCUUGCCUUGCCUCGCACUCUAUUUGUCCGACAGGCUGGCGAGCGCCGUUUUGUGUACAUCUGUAGUAGGCUAUAGAACAGGCAGUGAAGGCAAUAUCUCUUGGUCCAUACCAUAUGCGGCCGUCUAUGUAUAUCCGAUGGCAGUACCGAGACGGUUCGCGGCUGCUCUGUGCCUGCGUCUGGCCUGGGUUUGAAACGCUCUUAUGCACCUGUCUAUUGCAGCUAACUUACUGACUAUCGUUAUACGAGACGCGGUAUCGUCCACGGACGUCAAGGCCAGGGUGGCCAGCCACGGCCUGAUAUUGGUGAGUGCUUGCAUCGUUCGUCCUUCUCUCGCUCGUGGGCAAUCUUUUUUCUUCUUGUCUUUUCCAAGAUGCCCGUGCGGUUGCAGCCGGCCCCAUCUUUUGACAACCCACCCCAGGCCGGGCCCAAGGAAAGUGCUGCAUGCACAAGUAAAGGUGCAUUUGCACUAUCCGUACACUACUGCGUAGCAGUAAGGGAUCAGGUUCGUAUGGCAGAUCAGAUCAUCAAGCUGCCGCUCAUGGUUUCACAUGAUCCCCGCGCCUUGACUCUGGGCGGUCCCGGCCAAGGUGCCGGAUGGCGCGAUGUUUCUGUUAAAUCGCCGAGGAGG